AUGCUCCCGGAAAGGCUGACCCUAGAAUAUUUAACGGCGUCCUUGGGGCCUAGCGGAGUCUCAUUCUGGUCGCGUAGCGUCGGUGCUCUUGACGCGGGACGCGAUAAAUCAGCGCUCCGGCGCGUGAGCGAGAGGAAGACAGGCGUCCGUCAGAACACCGUAAAACUGCCCAGCACCCAAAAGCGCAAAGUGGAGGGAGGUCUA
This is a messenger RNA of Iphiclides podalirius (scarce swallowtail), 204 nucleotides long. NCBI's taxonomy places the organism in Eukaryota, Metazoa, Arthropoda, Insecta, Lepidoptera, Papilionidae. The record is from the annotation of a GenBank genome assembly.